AUGUUUCGGCUGAUCACGAGUCGACCACGAAAGUAUGAGGCUGUCCAUGAAGGACAGCCACGAUCAGGCCUCGGCAGACACACCACCACCAGCGAAUGCCAUCAGCUCUUGCAGUCUGCAGCUGGUCUCCGCGGAAGUCAUUUGCUUGAAAUUGCCCUUGAGUCUGCAGCAAGAUCUAGCACCUUCAAGAACACCAAAUUCACCGAGUUCGACUUGUCCAAGGUGCGUGACGAGGUGACCUCAGAUCGUCGCAAGUUGAAGUCCACCAUGACGAUGGACAUCAGCAACAUGAAGCAUGUGCAGGUUGGAGCAAAGACCACUCACUUCGAAAAAGUCAUCGAGGGUGACAAUAUGUUGACAAACUUGACCAAGUGCGGUCAGCAAUACAGCAGCGGUGGUGAGGUGUCGGCACAGGGAAAGUUCAUCGAGUCAGGCGAUCCCACAUGCUUCACGGUUCAGCUUGAGUAG
Molecule: messenger RNA, 468 nt
Organism: Mesocestoides corti
Lineage: Eukaryota; Metazoa; Platyhelminthes; Cestoda; Cyclophyllidea; Mesocestoididae
Source: the annotation of a GenBank genome assembly